This is a messenger RNA of Penicillium lagena, 1743 nucleotides long. Its product is annotated as C2H2 zinc finger protein. The record is from RefSeq and is a predicted model, not a curated record. Lineage: Eukaryota; Fungi; Ascomycota; Eurotiomycetes; Eurotiales; Aspergillaceae. Bases 1 to 1743 code for a protein of 580 amino acids. Gene Ontology annotation, molecular function: RNA polymerase II cis-regulatory region sequence-specific DNA binding; DNA-binding transcription factor activity, RNA polymerase II-specific. The transcript has 2 exons. Gene Ontology annotation, cellular component: nucleus. Gene Ontology annotation, biological process: regulation of transcription by RNA polymerase II.
AUGCCCUCGGAACUAGCCGUCGCCUUGGUUCAUCCUCCCCACGAGGCUGGCCGAAAUCUGUCUGCCUCCAUGGCGGCAUUGAUGCAAUCUACCUCCGAGUCCGUCGCCGUGUCCAACCCGCUAUCCGCUCCCUCCAUCAUCGCCAGUCCCGACUCCAUUUCCUUCCUCAAACAAUCCAAACCUGAUAACCUGAGUUCGAUCGCUAGCGCCGGGUUACACGUCUCACGGCCCGGAGAUCAGCCCCAGAUGGCCAGUUCAGCCACAGAACGACCGGCGGAACAGGACCGAGAGGCUGAACGCAACAGUUCGCAAGUGGCCCGGGAAGCGUUGGGUGCAAGUGAGAAAUCGCCAGGCCCCCCGGCUCAUGCGUCAUCGGGGCAGAUGCAUGUAGACUCCAGAACGAACACCGAGCCAUCCGACCCCUACGGAUCGACAGAUCACCAUCAAGACUCUCUUAUACACACCUCCACCAUGGCCAGCCCCGGCCCCAUCGAAGAAUCGGCCUCUCAGGAUGGAGACCGUCCACGGAACCCUUCGGAGAUCGACCAAGACAGUAAUAAAUCGUUUUCAUAUCCCAUGCCUACAGGUGGCAUCAAUGAUGCGCGACGCGGUUUAAGCCUGCCGAACACCGGCUACAACAGGGGCAGCCCGCGGUCCCCGGGGGCGAAGAGACAUCGAUGCCCUUACUGCUCUACAGAAUUCACUCGCCAGCAUAACCUGAAAAGUCAUCUCCUUACACACAGUCAAGAGAAGCCUUUUGUUUGCCAGACCUGCCAGUCUCGCUUCCGCAGAUUACACGACCUGAAACGACACACUAAACUCCACACUGGCGAGCGGCCACACAUUUGCCCUAAAUGCGGGCGUCGCUUUGCGCGCGGUGAUGCGCUUGCACGGCACAACAAGGGCCAAGGCGGGUGUGCUGGCCGACGUGCGAGCAUGGGAAGCUUUGGCCCAGAUGACGAGUACGGAGAUGGUGGUCCGGACGAUGCGAUGGACGGGCUGGUGUAUGCGGAACCGGAGCGCAUGGACGAGGAAGACGAGAGACGACUCAACAUGCCGAGCAUUCGGGAACACGAUGCGCAGCCGCUGCCUCGGUCCGAUUCACUUCACACUCACCAGCGCAGCACCUAUCCACCUAUCGCGGCAAGUCGUUCUGGCGCCGGCGGCCUCCUCCCUCCCUCCAACAACCUUGGGGGAGCCGGCUCAUUGACGUCGCCUACUUCCCAAACUGGCAAUAAUAUGACAUUUCCCCCGACCGGGCACCAUUCGGGAGCCUCAAUUUACCCGUCAACCUCGACCAGCGACAAUCCCAAACCAUUGUCCCCGAACGCGCUAUCAUCCCAGCAUGAGAUUGGCGCACAAGGCCAUCGCGCACACUCUCCGAGCAUGGCAGGGUCAUUGCCACACCCACAACCAUCAUUUGGACGGGCUCCCCCGCCUCAGCCGGGAGCGCCCCAGCUCCCCCCACCGCCGGGCAUGAGUUCGCCGGAUUCUCGAUUUGGUCUGCAGGCCGCAACAAAACGCGCCUCGUCGCACAGCCAUUCCAGCUCUCACGGCUUGGUAGCAUCCGAGGGAGAUGCCAACCAAAUCGACAAGCUCUGGUCAUAUGUCCGGUCCAUGAAUGAUGAAAUGAAAGGUCUGCGGGCCGAAGUGGCGUCUCUGCGCGCCCAACUUGCCUCAACCUCCAAUACAUCAGCCACGGCACCAGCCGAUGCCAACGCAGUGAAUACGUCCUCGCGGUGA